GGCACCCUUCUGCGAGCGCUGUUUGUUUAGGGCUCGGUGAGUCCAAUCAGGAGCGCAGGCUGCAGUUUUCCGGCGGAGCAGUAAGAGGCGCCUCCUCUCUCCUUUUUAUUCACCAGCAGCAACAAGCAGACCCCGGACUCUCGCUCUCCCGCCGGCGCCCUCCGCCUCUCUCCGCGCCCCGGAGCACCCUCGGCCGCGGCCGUUCUUCACGCACGUCGCUCGCCCGAGGAACCAAAAGUCAGGUUGGAGUAGCGCCGGACAGUGGAUGGCCUUGACUGACAGCGGCUGGUGCCUGCCGAAGCGUUUCGGGGCUGCUGCUGCGGACGCCGGCGACUCGGGGCCCUUUCCAGCGCGGGAGCCCUCCUCGCCGCUUUCCCCCAUCUCGUCCUCGUCCUCCUCCUGCUCCCGGGGCGGGGAUCGCGGUCCCUGCGGUUCCAGCAACUGCAGGACGCCGCAGCUCGACACUGAGGCGGUGGCGGGACCUCCCGGCCGCUCGCUCUUGCUCAGCCCCUACGCCUCGCAUCCCUUCGCCGCUGCCCACGGAGCCGCGGCGCCCGGGGUCGCUGGCCCCGGGAGCGCCCUGUCGACUUGGGAGGACUUGUUGCUCUUCACUGACCUCGAUCAGGCGGCGACCGCCAGCAAGCUGCUGUGGUCCAGCCGGGGCGCCAAGCUGAGCCCCUUCGCGGCCGAGCAGCCGGAGGAAAUGUACCAGACGCUCGCCGCCCUGUCCAGCCAGGGGCCCGCCGCUUACGACGGCGCGCCCGGCGGCUUCGUGCACUCCGCAGCGGCGGCGGCUGCGGCGGCCGCGGCGGCCAGCUCCCCGGUCUACGUGCCCACCACGCGCGUGGGCUCUAUGCUGCCCGGCUUGCCCUACCUGCAGGGGGCGGGCAGCGGGCCCAGUAAUCACGCGGGAGGCGCGGGCGCCCACCCGGGCUGGCCCCAGGCCUCCGCCGACAGCCCCCCGUAUGGCGGAGGUGGCGCAGCCGGCGGCAGCGCGGCCGGACCCGGAGGUGCAGGAUCGGCCACGGCCCACGCCUCUGCACGCUUCCCCUACUCGCCCAGCCCGCCCAUGGCCAACGGGGCCGCGCGAGACCCCGGGGGCUACGUGACUCCGGGCGGCGCGGGAGCGGGCAGCGUGAGUGGCGGUGGCGGCAGCCUGGCGGCCAUGGGUGGCCGGGAGCACCAGUACAGCUCGCUGUCCGCAGCGCGGCCGCUGAACGGGACGUACCACCACCACCAUCAUCAUCACCCGACCUAUUCGCCCUACAUGGGCGCACCGCUGACUCCCGCCUGGCCAGCCGGGCCCUUCGAAACGCCAGUGCUCCACAGCUUACAAAGCCGCGCGGGAGCUCCGCUCCCGGUGCCACGAGGCCCCAGCGCAGAUCUGUUGGAGGACCUGUCGGAGAGCCGCGAGUGCGUGAACUGCGGCUCCAUCCAGACGCCACUGUGGAGACGGGACGGCACCGGUCAUUACCUGUGCAACGCAUGCGGUCUCUACAGCAAGAUGAAUGGCCUCAGCAGGCCCCUCAUCAAGCCACAGAAGCGCGUGCCUUCAUCACGGCGGCUUGGACUGUCCUGUGCCAACUGUCACACCACAACCACUACCUUAUGGCGUAGAAACGCUGAGGGUGAACCCGUGUGCAAUGCUUGCGGGCUCUAUAUGAAACUCCAUGGGGUGCCUCGACCACUUGCUAUGAAAAAAGAAGGAAUUCAAACCAGGAAACGAAAACCUAAAAAUAUAAAUAAGUCAAAAGCUUGCUCCGGUAACAGCAGUGGCUCUGUCCCCAUGACUCCAACUUCCUCUUCUUCUAAUUCAGAUGACUGCACCAAAAACACUUCUCCUUCCACACAAGCGACCACCUCAGGGGUGGGUGCAUCAGUGAUGUCUGCAGUGGGCGAAAGCACCAACCCUGAAAACAGUGACCUCAAGUAUUCAGGUCAAGAUGGCCUCUACAUAGGCGUCAGUCUGUCCUCCCCUGCCGAAGUCACAUCCUCAGUGCGACAGGAUUCUUGGUGUGCUCUGGCCCUGGCCUGA
Messenger RNA from Arvicanthis niloticus (Nile rat), 2035 nucleotides. RefSeq names its product GATA binding protein 6 (gene Gata6). Gene Ontology annotation, cellular component: nucleus. Gene Ontology annotation, molecular function: DNA-binding transcription factor activity, RNA polymerase II-specific; zinc ion binding; RNA polymerase II cis-regulatory region sequence-specific DNA binding. NCBI's taxonomy places the organism in Eukaryota, Metazoa, Chordata, Mammalia, Rodentia, Muridae. The record is from RefSeq and is a predicted model, not a curated record. Gene Ontology annotation, biological process: epithelial cell differentiation; negative regulation of transcription by RNA polymerase II; cell fate commitment.